This is a messenger RNA of Cucurbita moschata (crookneck pumpkin), 859 nucleotides long. Its product is annotated as basic blue protein-like. Gene Ontology annotation, cellular component: plasma membrane. The coding region runs from base 187 to 681 and encodes 164 amino acids. The record is from RefSeq and is a predicted model, not a curated record. NCBI's taxonomy places the organism in Eukaryota, Viridiplantae, Streptophyta, Magnoliopsida, Cucurbitales, Cucurbitaceae. The transcript is spliced from 2 exons. Gene Ontology annotation, molecular function: electron transfer activity.
AAUAGCCAACAAAAAAAAAAAAAAAAGGGUUAAAUAUUGAUUAGUCAAGAGAGGUAAGUCUUUGUUUAAGAGGUGUGAUGGGUUUCCUAGCUGUUCCACCUAAGACAUAUUGAUUGCAAGUUUGCUUAAAGAUUAAACUUACUUAUAUCUUCUUCUCUCUGUGUGUGUGUCUGACUUAGAGAAGCAAUGAUGAUGGUGAAGCUGUUCAUGUUUCUUAGCUUUGGUGGAUUGUCAAUGUGUGAGGUGUUUCUUGUUGGAGACGAAGAAGGCUGGAACUCUGGCAUCAAUUUUGCUACCUGGUCUCAAAACCACAAUUUCACCAAAGGAGAUUUUCUAGUUUUCAAUUAUGCAAAGAGUGUACACAAUGUGUAUGAAGUUACUGAGGAAACAUUCAGAUCAUGCGAGACAAGUAAUGGAGUAUUGGGUGAAUAUGAGAGUGGAAACGAUCAAAUUGAGCUGAAAGAAGCAAGGAAGUAUUGGUUCAUAUGCAAUGUGGCUGGUCAUUGCUUGGGCGGGAUGAGGUUUGGAAUUGAUGUCAAUGAAGCCAAUUCUAGGAGCCAUCUCCCACUUAGUCCUGUUCAAUCUCCUCCCCCACCCACUAACCAUGCCUCUAACCAUGGAAGCUAUGCACUAUGGAGCACUUUUAUGUGUAUUAUAGCAUUUCAAACUCUGUUCGUUUGACACGUCGAUAUUUAUUGUUCGGUUUCUCCUUUUUAGAAUAGUGUCGGUAGUGCAGUUUGGAGAUUUGAGUUCUUGACUUGCAAUAGAAGAAUGUUAUCGAUGUCUUAACUGUUUCGAGGGUUGUUCAAAUUUGUUACUUUUGACCGUCGUUGAAUGAAUACGAGAUUUGAAUUCUUGA